AUGCAUGUUUCUGCUGCAGGCGUCUCAUCUUGUUUCAUUCUUUUGUAUUUCACGUUACUCUUCAUGCUGCAUGUUGCACAACAUGUAGUUACUGCAGGAAACAUUUUGAGUGCAACCAUUACCACAGUUGCUGGUACUGGAACAGCUGGUUUUUCAGGUGAUAAUGGACAAGCAACAAGUGCAAACUUACGAGCUCCUAUUGGUGUCUUUGUAAGGAGUAGUGGUGAAAUGUACAUUUCAGAUCAAUCGGGUAGCCAUCGUAUUCGAAAAGUAUCUUCAACUGGAAUUAUUAACACCAUUGCAGGCACAGGUACGAAUGGCUAUAAUGGUGAUAAUAUUGCUGCAACUGCUGCACAAUUGAAUCUUCCUCAAAAUACGUUUGUUACCUCUUCAGGUGAAAUCUACAUUGCUGACAAUACGAAUCAUCGUAUUCGAAAAAUUGAUACGAGUGGUAAAAUAUGGACGGUAGCUGGUACAGGAACUCUUGGAACAGCUGGCGAUGGUCAAUUGGCCAAGAAUGCACAACUCAGUCUACCUCGAAGUGUUUUUGUCACUCCAUCUGGUGAAAUGUAUAUUGCUGAAUGGGGUAGAGUUCGAAAAGUCAAUGCGAAUGGAUACAUUUCAACCUUUGCAGGAACAGGUGUUCAAGGAAACACAGGCGACAAUCAAUUAGCAACUAGUGCUCAACUCUACAUGCCUUAUUAUGUUUUUGUGGAGAGUAAAUCGGGAGAGGUGUAUAUCGCUGAUUAUUAUGCUCAUGUCAUUCGAAAAGUGAAAACGAAUGGAAUUAUUGUCACUAUUGCAGGCACAGGUACGAAUGGAUAUAACGGAGACAAUAUUGCUGCAACUUCAGCCCAAUUAGAUAGUCCUUCAUGUGUCGUGGUAUCGAAUUUCGGUGAGAUAUUCAUCUCAGAUGCAGUCAAUAAUCGAAUUCGAAAAAUCGAUCGGAAUGGUAUCAUUUCCACAGUUGCUGGUACUGGAACUGCAGCCUUUGCAGGAGAUGGAGGUUUACCUCAAAAUGCUCAAUUGAAAAGACCAAUGACCCUCUCUAUUCCUGAUGGUAGUUCAGACAUCUUUUUUUCCGAUUAUGGCAAUCUUCGAAUUCGAAAGAUUUCAAUAACGUGUCAAAGUGGAUAUGGAGGUGCUAAUUGUGAUAUAUUCACGUGUUCCUCCAUACCUGCAACGGAUCCUACCGUUUGUUCAGGACACGGUACUUGUGGAGCACCUAACUCGUGCUCAUGUCAUUCGGGUUAUAGUGGAUCGAACUGUGAAAUGCUGCCCAUCACAUGUUAUGGAUUAGCCAGUACGGAUUCGAAUGUUUGUUCAGGCCAUGGUACAUGCACUGCCUCUGACACUUGUCAAUGCUCAUGGAACUACACAGGCAGUAAUUGUGAACUUCCCAAAUGCAAUGGAAUUGCUUCCAAUGAUCUCAUCCAUGUUUGCUCUGGUCAUGGAACAUGUACAGGAGUCGAUACUUGUUCAUGUCAAACAGGUUACACGGGACAGUUUUGUUCUGAAGCUAUUUGUAAUAAUAAGGCCGCGAGUGCACCAGAUGUAUGUCAUGGACAUGGUUCAUGCAAUGCUCCAAAUACAUGUCUCUGUUCCAACAAUUACACAGGUUCUGAUUGUGAAAUUCCAACUUGUUAUGGAAUUCCUUCCAAUGAUUCUAGAGUUUGUAGUGGAAAUGGAUCUUGUGUGAGUCCUCAAACGUGUGAAUGUAAUCAUUUGUAUGGUGGUUCCAAUUGUUCCAUUCCCAAAUGUUUCAACUUGAUGGAUCCAACAAUGGUCUGUUCUGGUCAUGGUACUUGUCUCGCUCCUGAUCAAUGUCAAUGCGAUUCUCAGUGGUCUGGAAUUCAAUGUGAAAUUCCAAAAUGUUAUGGCUACUCGGCGACACUAGUUUCAAACGUACAGUAG
This is a messenger RNA of Naegleria lovaniensis, 1914 nucleotides long. RefSeq lists its product as uncharacterized. NCBI's taxonomy places the organism in Eukaryota, Heterolobosea, Eutetramitea, Acrasida, Naegleriidae. The transcript is spliced from 3 exons. The coding region runs from base 1 to 1914 and encodes 637 amino acids. The record is from RefSeq and is a predicted model, not a curated record.